AUGGCUCCACCUGUUGUUAAGAAGAGCGUCAAAAAGGAGGAAACACCAUUGACCGCUGUUUUGAUCGCUGAUAUUUUCGAUCAGCGUUUCACUCCAGUUUUGCGGCAGAACGAGAGUAUUGUGAGUCUUGAUUACAAUUCUUUAAUUUCUUUUUCCUUCAAUUUUAAGAGCUUAUUGCCCAUUUGCAACGUUCCAGUUGUCGACUUUGCACUGUCAUGGUUACUAAGGACGGAAAUUGAAGAUAUUCUUCUCGUAUCUUCGCAAAGAACUGCCGAAAGCCUGAAGGAUGUUGAAAAGUGAGCUUUUAAGAAGGAUCAUAAAUAAAUUUUUACAGGAACUGGAAACCGUUUUUCCAAACUUUCUCGGUGAUUGGUUGCGAAGGAGCCCGAAGUGUUGGCGAUUGCUUGAGAGAAAUCCAUAAUCGCGAACUUUUGAAAGGUUCGAAAGAAAAUUUAUCUAUUUUUAUUUCUACUUUCAGGCGAUUUCUUGUUAAUUUCCAACCCGGCGACAGUAACGUCAUCGACAUUGGUUCGAGAAAUUUCCAACUUUAGGUUUUUCAAAAUAAAAUUUGAGGGCUUUAUAAAGUUCUGAUUUAAGGAAACGAAGAGCGGAGAACGUGGACAAUAUGAUGACUUUGGUCUAUGCGGCCUCAGAAAAUCGGGAUAAAUCCGUCGUUGGAAUUCAAAGAGAAACGGGAAAACUUUUGCUUUAUCACGCCGCAAAUAACGUUCGUCAGUUGGAAGUUGACAAGGUUCGGAAUAUUUGAAUUUAGAGGAGAAAGUAUGGAUUUUUGAGAAGUUUUUAAUUCAAUUUCUACAAAAACCGAAGAAAAUUAUUUGAGAGGCCAUAGGAGUUACAAAAAAAGAAAAAAAUAUGUUCUCUUCAUUUCCAAUUUUAUAAGUUUGAAAAUUUUGAAGCUCAAAAUGGAUGAUCAGAGUUGGCCACUUGCAAAAUAGGCAGACCAAAAAAGCAGCUCUAGAUUUGGCAGCGCCAAAAUAUGAACCGAAAUAAGCAGACCAAAAUAAAUUAAGCAGCGCCAAAAGCUGAACUGAAUUAAGCAGACCAAAAAAAGCAGAUUCAGAUUUGGCAGCGCUUAAGCUGAACCGAAUGAAGCAGACCAAAAACAAAAAAAAAGUCCAAAUUUGGCAGCGCUUAAGCUGAACCGAAUGAAGCAGACCAAAAACAAAAAAAAAAGUCCAAAUUUGGCAGCGCCAAAAAAGAACCGAAUCAAGCAGACCAAAAACAAAAUAAGCAGCGCCAAAAGAUGAACCGAAUUUAUUUAUUUAUUAUUUAUUUUCUUUCUUUAUUGCCAGAACAACGCAAAUAAUUAAGGUACAGAUAGAAAGGAAAUAAUAUAACAUUGGACAGACAACAAAGAUAAGAAGGUCAUAUGGUGCCCUAACGAGCAGCAUGGCGACCGUUCGCAAAAAAAGAGAAGAACAAAAAAAAAAAGAUAAACUAUAAAAGAAGAUUGGGGAUGUUGAUAAUAAGUUCGCAAACAUCUAUCCUAGAUAAUUUAUCUUUUAAAGUUUUGGGGUGGCACGAAAAAUUUAAUUUGGUUAUUAUAAUUUUCCAAAGAGUUAUAUGACGCGAAAAGAAGUUAUCUGAUAAUGAACCCCUAGUUUGUAACCCAAGUGGAUGUCUACCUAGCCGAGAGAUUUAGCAGACCAAAAACAAAAAAAAGUCCGAAUUUGGCGGCGCCUAAAGCUGAACCGAAUUAAGCAGACCAAAAAACAAAUUAAGCAGACCAAAAAAAAAUAAGCAGCGCCAAAAAAAGAACCGAAUUAAGCAGACCAAAAAAAAAAAGAAGCAGGCCAAAAAAAAAAUUAAGCAGCGCCAAAAGCUGAACCGUAUUAAGCAGACCAAAAAAGUAAACUGCAACUAGAAACAUUCAAAUUGAACAAAAUUCAAGUUUUCAAAUAAUAAAUAAAUGAUGUUUCCAUUCACGUUUUAAGGACCAUUUCUACAACGACGUCGAUAUCCGCCGUGAUCUUUUGGACUGCGGCUUGGCAUUUUGCACCCGGCUCGUUGCUACCCAAUUCAGGUUUUUCCGUUUUUUUAAUUUUUAUAAAAAAAUCUGUUAUUCAGUGAUAAUUUCGAUUUCCAACAACGAGACGACGUCGUUAGGGAGAUUCUCUCCAAAGAAGACAUUUUAGGCCUGAAUAUCCAUGUCGAUGUGUUGAAUUCCAAUGAAGCGGCUCUUUCGGCGACGUGAGUGAUUUUUUUCAAAUGUGCAACAAAGAUUUUUUUGAAGUAAAAUAUUGAGAUAAUAAUUUUUUUGAUUUUUCAGGGACUAUGACUCGUUCCUAACUUUGUCGAUCAUGUUGGUGGAACGGUGGUUUUACCCGAUUACGCCUGAUAAAGCGGUUGGUUUGAAUAAAAAGUUGGAAAUUUCUUAAAAAAGAAGUUAUCUGAUUUUUUUAUCUUUAAGUGAGAUGUUAAACUACUUUUUUUUUUUAAGGAAAAUGGAAAUUUGGAAUGUUUUGAGGUGUUUUUAGCCGAUUUACAAGUGUAAAAAUGGCUUCAAAAUUCGGUUUUAAUUAAAUGUUUUAAUGAUUUCGAUUCAUAUUAACGUGUCCAUUUAUUUCAAUUUAUGAGGAAGUUACAGAUUUCCACAAACCGGAGAACUUUUUUUCCUCAUGUGCCCAUAAUGUUUACCUCGAAGAGACUGAGGAGACGAUUGGACGUUUAUCAUCGAAAAUUGUGUAGGUUUUAUUGAAAUUUUCCAAUUUUCGAAAUGAAAGAAUGAUUCUAAAAUUUCAGUCCCGACUGCGCAGAAUUCAACGUAUCGAUUGGAAAAUUGUGUCAUUUCGGAUCCCAUUCGGUUGUUAGUAACUCUACGAUUGGAGAAACGACGUCGAUUGGUGGGUUUUUAACGAAAAACAGCACACUAUCAUGGUUUUACAUUCAAAAAAUUGGAUUUAACCCCAUCAUUUUGAAUUUAGGGCUCUGAAAAACUUGUUUUUCAAAAAAAUAAUUUCCUUUUUUUCUUUUUUUAAAAUCGAUUUUUCAGGGGAUAACACUUUGAUUUCUCGUUGCAUUAUUGGCGUGGGAUGCAAAAUCGGCGCCGAUUGUGUUAUCGAGGACGCCGUUAUUGGCGAUAAUGUCGUUAUUCCAGAUGGAGUUGUCCUGAAAUAUGAAGUUUUGAUCGGAAAUGAUGUGAGUUUUGUGGAAAAUAUGAAGGAAAAGUGUUUCUUCAGGUCAAAAUCCCCGAAAGCGAGGAAAGACCGCCACUCACCGCCGUUUGUUCCACGGCGGUCGAUGAAGACGAAUUCGAGAAGAUCGUUUCGAGACCCUCCCCCAAAUUUGGUUGGUUUUGGUGUUCUCACUAGCUUAUGGAAUAUUUCUAAUGUUUUUGUAAGAACAUUUGUGGAAAAAUUUAUGUUGUUUCUGGAAACUUCGAUUCGAUUUUUGGGAUCUUUCAAAUCAAAUCAAAUAAUUUAUUUUGUUGGUUUAGUCAUAGAUGUAUCGACUAGGCGGUGAACAAGAACUUUAAAAGCUAUAACGAACAACCGCCUUUGACUGAUUCUUUCAGAUAUGUUCUGAUUCUUUCAGAUAUGUUCUGAGGCAUUAGGGAAUUUUCUAUUAGAAUUUCUUGGGUUAAAAAAAAAUCCUUUGGUAAGGUUUAGUAAGGUACUAGGAUACCUUUUUUUUUUUCGAUUUUUUUCUAAAAUUUCGCCAGGACUUCUCACAAGGGAGGUAAUUUUACUUUGCGGUUGGGAAUUCCCUAAAAACCGACCAGAAAAUUUUUUUGAUGUACUAUUCUGGAAGUUUCAGCCUGCACAACUUCAUAGUUUUAGAGAAAUGAGCGCUCCAAGCCUCAAUAUGGCCUAUUUUCACGGAUUUUAGGGUUUUAUUUGACUUUAAGAUGUCAUUUCUUAAAAACUAGGAAGUUGUGUAGGUUGAGAUUUUCAGGAUCAUUUUUCUGGUACAUCAAGGAAUGUCCAGGCCAAUUCUCAGGAAAUUCCCAACCGCAAAGUAAAAAGACCGCCCCCGUAAACUCAUCUUCUAGUCUCCUUCGUUUUGAAUUAAGAUUCCUAGCCUCGUAUCUUUUUGUUCAAAAAUCGUAAAAGCCUAGUGACCAGCUUCGACUUAAGGGAGUGGAGAUUACAUUGCAAAAUAUUGUUUUAAAGAGAGAAAAUAUCUCAAAAAUUGUUUGAAACUGUAGAUGUUCACUACUGGAGUCUUCGGAAUGGAAAGAGUUUUUGGAGAAACGGCGCUCGUCUGAAAAGUUCGGAAGGAAGUGAUAACGAUGAUGAGGUCGGUUUGGACAUCGAAAAAUAGAAGGAAAGAAGAGUUUCAGUGCAACGACAGCGACUUGGAAGAGAGCGACGCCUUCUCAACUGGAAUCAAUGAUAGCACGAAGCAGUUCUACGAGGAGGUCCUGGAGAGCAUGGAGCGGAUUUUGUCCAUGGAAACUCAGUUGGUAAUGAAAAAAAAUGUAUUUCCUCUUCAAAAAGUUCCUAAUUCAGAUGCAAAACCUGAUUCUCGAGAUCAACUCGUCACGUCUGGCGUGCAACGUUUCCAUGGACGACGCGGCGCGAAACGUCUUCGCCGCCUUUUUGGUCCUUCCUGGCAAUGACCAACUCGCCCAGCUCCUCAAGGUCCCCUGAACCUUCUAACAUGAAAAAAUAGAGUUUUUAGCUCGUCCUCAAGUGGAAGCCUCUCUUCUUGAACUACUACAAGUCGACGGAGGAACAACUGGCGGCCAAAGCCCCGAGCCAAAGAAAGAUUGAGAUCGAACUGAAGAGAAAGUGCCAGAUUCAGAUGCUUCUCGCGGUUGAGGUAAAGGCUCACAGGGAAUGGCUAACUUUAAAAGGGCUUUUGGAUACUUAUUCCAAGGCUCUAGUUAACUUUAGGAUGAAAUUUAUGUGAUUUUUUCAAAAUUAUUAGCUGAAAGUUUUCCUCAACAAUAAUUUUGAUCCUGCCUAGAGCUUCAAAGAUGUGUUAGUUAUAAAAAAAAGCUUCAAGGUAUUGGAAGAAUUUUAAAAUAAAGAUUAAGUAGUUUACCUUUGUUCUAACGGAACUCAUUAAAGAUACCAUUUUUCGUAUCGUUUGAAGGAGUUUUAGAUUUCUAGGAUAACUAUGAAUAUUAAGCGGUUGCUCAAAAAAUGCGCCCGACCGUGAAACGGCUUACGCGAAAUAAAGCUAAUGUUCAAGGGCCAUUAAAAAGAUGUCUUCACUACUAUAGUGAUCUCUUAGGGACCAUCAAUGUUUGAUGAAAAGCUUGGAAUUUUUCCAACGAUAUUAACUUGUCAAAUAUUAAAUAAUGCUUGAAAUUAAAAUAUUUCCGUUUUUUUACCCAUUUUCGAGUCUUAUGUCUAUGAGCUCCCUUAAUCUAUUUACUUACUGCGAUUUUUCGACUUUUAUUUUGGAUUAUAACCUUUUAGGAUCGUUUCCAUCUUUCUUUAAUGAUUUUUUUGAACGGGAAAUUUUUUUAUUUUUGAACAUUUUAAAAAAAGGAACUUGUUCAAAAACCAUCUCAGAUUCUGAUAUGAUUCAUUUUAAAAGAUUUUUUUUUUCUAGUCGAUACGAAGUUUUAUAAAUAAAUAAACUGGUAAAACAUAUAUAGCAUGUCAAGGAUCAUAUGUCUUGAGCGGUCCAAAUGAGUUUGAGAGGGUUUGAAAAAUUUUCAAAGUUUGAGGUUUUCAAGCUUUUUCGAAGCACACCCAAACAUCAUUUCCAGGACAAGUACGACCGGGAAAGAGCCGAAUUCGGGCCGAAAGUCCCGAAACUCGUGCAUUUCCUCUACAAUGAUGCGGAUGUCCUGGACGAGGAGGCCAUUUUGGAAUGGGCCAAUACCAUCGCCGCUGUUCGUUUUUCAUGCCUCCUUUGUUAAAAUUAAUAUUUUCAAAAUUUAUUAAGGGAAUACUAAAUUUGAGCUUGAAUAGAAUUGAAAAAAAACUGUUGGAAGUGUUAAAUGUUAGAAACAGGAAAAAAAAGCGGUCAUGAAGUUUUGAAAAAUCUUUUUGGAACUUAAUUCAAGGCUCCAGUUUUCAUUAAAUAUACAUUUUCGUUAAGUUUAGAGGUUUUUUUAUAGAAUUUAUAUAUUUCUGGGAUGACUAGGAAUAUCCUUUAUUUUUUUACUGAAAUUUAUCCGAAAAUAAAUUUUUAGAUCAAAAAAAUUUUAUAACUUUUUCCUCUGUUGCGGUGGAUAUUUGAAGUCAUUUUGUUUUUUUCAAAGUAGAUCAGGAAAAAAAGUUUUUGAAUAAUUUAAAUAUUAAAUAACUUAUUCAUAAUCAACUAGAAGUCGCUCGAAAAUUAAUUUUUAUGUGAUUUUUUUCAAAAUGAUUAGCUGGAACUGAUUUUUUUCCUUAACAAUCAUUUUUGAUCCUGCCUAUAAGUUUUUCAGAGGUUAAAUGAUUAGUUAGUUAUUUAAAAAAAGUUCCAAAGGGGUUGAAAGAAUUCAAAAAAAUGAAGAUUAAGGUGUUUACCUUUGUUCUAAAGCCACCUAGCUACAUCAAAGUUGAAUUUUCCAGGAUUCGCCGUUGAAAAAUUUGAUGCAACCGAUCGUCGAUUGGCUCCAAGCUGAAGACGAUGACGACGACGACGAUGAAUAA
Messenger RNA from Caenorhabditis auriculariae, 6560 nucleotides. The record is from the annotation of a GenBank genome assembly. Lineage: Eukaryota; Metazoa; Nematoda; Chromadorea; Rhabditida; Rhabditidae.